AUGCAGAAGCUCCGCGCCGACCUUACGAAGCGCCUCGACACCGAUAAUGUCACCCUAACGGCCUACCGCGACUAUGAAUUCGAGCGCCGCGUGAACGAUGUGCGGCGCUUGCAGAGCGCCCUCAACCAUUUUGACAACGCGGUAACGCAGGGCAUGGUGGCAAUGAAGGAAAUUGCGAGCGCGUACGAGGCUGUUGGGCAGGCUUUCACGGAGCUCACCCUCACCAACAACAACCCAGUGCCCGACCCGAAUGGGGCCGAGGAGCUGAGUCCGUACCCGACCGAAGCGGAUGUACAGUACAUGUCCCAGCCCAACGCCAGCGUCGUGGCGGCGGACUACGCAGCCUCCGUCGCGAGCACGCGCAUGCCAGACGAGGCCAACUCGCAGGUGCGUCGCCUGGCUAAGAUCUUCGCCGACGAGGCGCGCCGCAUCAACGAGGGACCGCCGUUCCAGUCGUACAACACCGGCAUUCACCGUGACGUUAUUACCCGGCUCCUCCCUGUCUCGGAGCACCUCAAGAGCAUCGGCGAGUACCGCCACAAGCGCACCGAGGCACUGGAGCGCUACAAUAAGUACAAGGCCGAGGUGGAGAAGGUGGAGAAGCAGUGCACAAAGAAGGGAAAGCCGUUCUGCGACAACAAGAGCCACAAGAAGUACGCUGAAAAGCGCGACGAGGCGUGGCGGGAGUACAUCAAGCGCCGCGACAAAUUCAACAGCAUCUUCGGCAUGCUGAUGGAGGUAAACGACCACGCUGCCGCCCAGAUCAUCCACCGCUACCUCACGCUGAAUCACGAGUAUCUUCAGCAGCUCGUGGCCUCGAUGGACCGCGUGCUGCCGGCGAUGGCGGAGGUGUAUCCUCUGAACAGCGAGUACAACAGCGUCCAGAACACGCUGAUCCUUGAGGCGGUGGCCAACGCAAGAACACCCUUCGCCGACCACUCGAAGGGGCAUUCGUACCGUGCCGUGCCGUGCCAUGGCGGUGACGCCGAGGAUGACAUGGGGCACGAAGAGGGUGAGGAGGCUGUGGACCUCGAUGGUGAGGCCCAGGAAAGCACCCUCACCUCCAUGAGCUAUGACGGUACAGACCACAUCGUCGCAUGCGCACGGUCAAAGCAACAGGCCGACUGCGAGACCGACGUGAAGCCAUCGGUAGCGUUAGAGUCUGCAUAG
Messenger RNA from Leishmania braziliensis MHOM/BR/75/M2904, 1170 nucleotides. RefSeq lists its product as hypothetical. The coding region runs from base 1 to 1170 and encodes 389 amino acids. Lineage: Eukaryota; Euglenozoa; Kinetoplastea; Trypanosomatida; Trypanosomatidae. The record is from RefSeq and is a predicted model, not a curated record. The transcript has a single exon.